CCUCCUCCUCGGCUCUGACCUUCCUCCUUCCCGCAGCCCCGGGCGAGGUCCGGAGGGACGCGGUGGCGCAGCCUCUUUUGCCCCCCGGGAAGUCGACCGGGCUUGAGGCCGGGUCCCCCAGACGCCCGCUUGGCCCCGCGGCGCCGCCGAUGGUGCCGGGCGCGCCUGCCCCCAGGUCCAUAAGCCACUGACGAGCCUCCCUGCUACCCCAGCACGUGAGCAGCCCGCGUGCUGACCGCCACUGCCCACCUGUCCGCCGCAGCACUGCCGCACCAUGUCUGGCUCUUACGACGAGGCCUCGCUAGCUCCAGAGGAGACCACUGACAGCUUCUGGGAGGUGGGGAACUACAAGCGGACGGUGAAGCGCAUCGAUGACGGGCACCGGCUGUGCAACGACCUGAUGAGCUGCGUGCAGGAGCGCGCCAAGAUCGAGAAAGCCUACGCACAGCAGCUCACCGACUGGGCCAAGCGCUGGCGCCAGCUCCUCGAGAAAGGCCCACAGUAUGGCAGCUUGGAGCGGGCCUGGGGUGCCAUAAUGACGGAGGCCGACAAGGUGAGCGAGCUGCACCAGGAGGUGAAGAACAGCCUGCUGAACGAGGACCUGGAGAAGGUCAAGAACUGGCAGAAGGAUGCCUACCACAAGCAGAUCAUGGGCGGCUUCAAGGAGACCAAGGAGGCUGAGGACGGCUUCCGCAAGGCCCAGAAGCCCUGGGCCAAGAAGAUGAAGGAGCUAGAGGCAGCCAAGAAGGCCUACCAUCUGGCCUGCAAAGAGGAGAAGCUGGCCGUGACCCGGGAGAUGAACAGCAAGACGGAGCAGUCAGUCACCCCCGAGCAGCAGAAGAAGCUGCAGGACAAAGUGGACAAGUGCAAGCAGGAUGUGCAGAAGACGCAGGAGAAGUAUGAGAAGGUGCUGGACGACGUGGGCAAGACCACGCCGCAGUACAUGGAGGGCAUGGAGCAAGUGUUUGAGCAGUGCCAGCAGUUCGAGGAAAAGCGGCUGGUCUUCCUCAAGGAGGUGCUGCUGGACAUCAAACGUCAUCUCAACCUGGCCGAGAGCAGCAGCUACGUCCAAGUGUAUCGGGAGCUGGAGCAGGCCAUCCGGGGGGCUGAUGCCCAGGAUGACCUCAGAUGGUUCCGCAGCACCAGCGGCCCUGGCAUGCCCAUGAACUGGCCCCAGUUUGAGGAGUGGAACCCAGACCUCCCUCACACCGCCGCCAAGAAGGAAAAACAGCCUAAGAAGGCAGAGGGGGCAGCGCUGACCAAUGCUGCUGGCGUGGUGGAGUCCACGUCUCAGGCUGGGGACCGUGGCAGUGUUAGCAGCUACGACAGGGGCCAGACUUACGCCACCGAGUGGUCGGACGAUGAGAGCGGGAACCCGUUUGGGGGCAAUGAGGCCAACGGAGGCUCCAACCCCUUCGACGAGGAUGCCAAGGGAGUGCGUGUGCGGGCGCUCUACGACUACGAUGGCCAGGAGCAGGACGAGCUCAGCUUCAAGGCCGGAGACGAGCUCACCAAGCUGGGCGAGGAGGACGAGCAGGGUUGGUGCCGCGGGCGGCUGGACAGCGGGCAGCUGGGCCUCUACCCUGCCAACUACGUGGAGGCCGUCUAGCGGCCCUGCCCCCCAGCUCCUCACCCGCCGCCCCCCUCCCUGCAGCCUCCCGCCCCCGCACCCGCUCCCCGCCAUAGAGUUCCAGACAUAUUUUCCGAUCAAGCUUUUAUUUUUUUAAAAGUCAAAACAGAACAAAACAAAAAAUAUAAAGAGACGGAGCAUUUGCAGGGUCGCCUGGAGGCCAGGGUGGCGGGACUUGGGGUGAUGGCCCCAGGGCAGGUGAGGGUUUAGGACUUAGCCCGACAGCGACGUCAUCACAUCUGCUCUUCAGAUCCCACCAAAGAGUCUCCUGCGCCCGGAGGGGUGUCUCCUGGACCCUUCCAUCCUCGGUGCCCCCACCCCCACCCCAGGCUGCCAGCGCCUGCUGCCGGUCUCCCGGCCUGGUUUUCUUGCCCUCUGUCUCCUGCUCCACCCUGCUCCCCUCCCACCACCUACUCUCAGAGGCCCCCUCUGAAGACCCCCAAGAAGGGGGCCACCCCUUUAGUCUUCCACUCUGCCUGGGGGAGUACUCUUCUCCUAGCCUCGUCCCUGAGGACUGGUAGGGCCGGAGGAGGGAUGGUCACCCUUGUCUUCUCCCACAGAGGUUUCCGGGGUCCCUAGACUCCUCAAGACAAGAAGAGGGGUUAGCUGGAGUUGCGGACAGUGUCACUGGUGUAGGAGGAGGGGUGAAUAGGAUUGGGGUCAGGGGAGGGGCUAGGACCCCACUGGGGCCCUUUUCCAGCUGUCAACAGGUUGGGCCCAAUCUCUUCCUCAGAGCCAGACACCCACCCCAGUCACUAGCAGAGGCCCCAUACCGCUCUCAGGCAGCGGGGAGGGGGCCCCAAAGCCCAGGGCAAAGCCAGCAACAGUAGCAGCCUCCUCCUGUUUCCUGGGGAGGAGGGCAUCUUGCCCGCCCUCCCCCCCCCCCCCCCCACCCCUCUCUCUCUCUCUCUCUCUCUCUCUCUCUCCCCUCUCCCUCCAAGUCCGCUGAAAACUGUUAGAUCCACCAGGCUAAACCGGCCUAGCCUCCUUCCUCCUCCGUGCCCCUGCUCUGGCCUGCCCAGGGAGACCCGUGGAGGACCAGGCGGGGAAAGCCUGCGGCCGGCGGGGAGGGCCUGGGUCUGCGGGGGCCCUGGCCUCCGGAGCAGCACUGUCAUGGGGUCUUUCUCCCUCAUCCAUCCCCCAACUCCAGCCCUGGCCCCUCGCAGCCCCUCCCGCUGGCGGCCCCCAUCUCUGCAAGCCUGGGUCUCAGUGAGAGGACUCCCGUGGGCAGGAGGGGGCCGGAUGUCUUCCGAGAGCUGCAGUGUCUCCUGAGGUGGGUGAAAGGAGGCCGUGCUGGACUACCGGGUGUUCGUACCAGGUCCCAACCAGCCUCGCCCAUAGAAUGGGAAGCCGCCCCAGGCAGGCCAGGACCCCCAGGCGGGGGAACGACGGGAAGCGGAGUCUCUGAGGCCCUGAGACUUCCUGCAGCAGCAGGUGAGGUCGCUGCUCACGGCUGAUGCUCCCGCUGAGCCUGGGGCCUGUGGACACCCGGCGUGCUCUGCCCUGGUGGCGCUUGGCCGCCCCGGCCUCCAGGUAACGAAAGCGCGAUCCCCAGCCCCUCUGCCACCCUUGGUCUUCUUUUGCUCCCUGCUGCGUUUGCCCAGAGCCCACUCAGGAGCUCCCAGACCCCAGCCUCCAGGCCCUGUACCUAGUCCUGUGGGCACAGAGGACCCUGGCAGAGGCGCUGGGGCGGGCCUCCCUCGGGGCCAGGGGACUUGGGGGUUUGAGGACCCCAGGGCCCUGCAGACCUUCCCCUUCCAGCACCCCGUUCUCGUCCCUGUCUGCUGCAGCCUGAGGUGUGACCCAGGCCCCUGAGAGCCUGAAGCAGGAUUCCAGAAGCCCUCAGGCCUCCAAACCCCCCAACUGAAGCCUCUUCAGCUUCUCCCCCAGGCAGGAAUUGGGGUAGGGGGCCUCUGUCCUCGAAAGGCAGGAAGCCCUCCCAUUUGCACCCUGGGGCCUGGGCUCGCCUCUCCGUGCCUGCGGCUCCCCAGCACCUGGGUGGGGCUGUGGCCCCAGCUGGGCCCCAGACCCGUCCCCCUCCACACUCUAGCUGCUGGCUCCAGGGUGGAGACUCAAAACCUGUUUCCUUCUGAGCAACCACCUCCACGGGCCCACGGGGGACCGCUCUCUCUCAUCCCCAGGCCCCUCAGGACCCCAGGGAAGGAGGGUCUCCCACCCGAAGUCCCCCUGAGCCCCACGUGCUGGCGUUGGGCACUCAACACCGAGCGUGGGUGCCCGCACCCACCGCCCCUUCGCCCCUUGUAGCCUCCCCGCCCCCGCCCACCCCCUUGAUGCUGCGCGGGCCGCCCCGCGGGGCUCGGGGCUCAGCAGCGAGUACUGUGUUCUGUCCCCAGUGAAGCCCCGUUUCCGUAGUCCGGCUCUGCGAGGAGCCGGGGCUGCCCCGCCACCCACCACCCCAGGCUUCCUGACUCCAUUAGUCCAACACUUGUGAAACUCCGAGAAGUGCUGUGGUCUCAGCAACGCACCUGUUUUGUACAUGAUUGUGUAAUUUAAAGGUGUAUAAAUGCAGAUAUAUAUAUAUAUAUAAGUUGUGAUUGUACAACUGUGGAUAAAAUCCAGAACUGUGUCAACCUGGCUGGACGUGUGUCCUCUUGUGUGUGUCUCCAGCUCUUGUGAGUCCUCUACAGUUGGAGUCUGUUGGGGAGGCGGUGUCCCAGGGUGCUAUCCUGGGGGACCGCCAAGGGCGGGGGGCCCCGGGGCCCGUCCAUGCAGAGGAGCUCACCCCGGAUGCUCUCUGAGGCACCAAGACUGUGGCCUUUAGGGUCCUGGGCACCUGGUGAUGAGCACUGGCCAGGAGAGCUGGGGCAUCUGGGGUCCCAAACUUAGGGUUCAAGGGUGAAUUUGACUCCCAAGUAGGUUCAAUUUUUGAAGUGAAAUUCUAAAAGUGACUCCGGAGGCCUGUGGCUCGUGGCUGUCCACAGUCCCAGGCUCCCUGUGGUGUGAUAUCAGGUCAUGCCACACCUUCCUGCCUGACCUCGGAUAGCAUUUCUGUGUGGGACUCCUCCGGGGGCCGGACUGGGGCUCUGGGCUCCUAACUCUGUCCCAUCUUCAGCUCCAGGCCCGACCCCUGCUUCAGCCUCCCCCACUCCACCCAGAUCCCCUCUGGGUCAGGCAGGAGUCCCAGGUCGAGUCCCAGUCCUGCCGUCGGUUCACCGUGUCCCGGUCACCACUCUGGGCCUUACCCCCCAUCUGGUUAGCUGUCUCUCUGAGGCCCUUCUGGCCCCGACAGCCUGUCAAGGUCCCAACACAAAACCAUCAUUCAAGGCAAAUACACUACAGGCCCGUCGCCCCCCACUGCUUUCCCCAGCCUCAGGGCAUGCUCAUUUGACCUGGGGACAUUAUCUGCUUCUCCCCCAUAUUCUUCAUCCCCAGACCCACCUCCAGGGACACACCCCUGGUUUGAGUUGAACAGAAGACUCUUCAAAUAAAGGCACAAGCUGACCUCAUCACAUUUGGACAGCCUGUUCCAUGCGGAGCCCUGGAGGCGGGCUCCCCUGAAGACGGUCAGGGAGGAGGACCUAGGCUAGAUGGGGCUCUGACAGGCAGUGUGUGCAGGAGGAGGAGGCUUCUGGAGCUUGCUGCCAGCACACGGGGUGUCACCGGAUGGGUGUGUGCCUGCCAGGGACGUCUGUGCCUCGUGGCAGAUCCACCCAGCAGGGAGCGGCCCCCCGCCCCCCUGCAGCGCCGGGUGCCAUUCUGGAGCAGCUCCAGCUCCCCACUCCUCGCCCUGAUCCCCUUCCCCCCUGCCUCCAGCCCCAGCCUGCGAUCGGAGGCGCUCCAGGCCCUGCUCGGGACCUGAGAGCAGGUGGCUCCAGGGACUCUGGUGGGGGCGGAGGCUGGAGACAAAACCAGUUCAGCAAAGCUGACCUGGGUUCUGGCCGGGGUCCCAGCCCGCCCCCUCCCCAGGGGUGGGCAGACAGCAGGGGCCCAGCGAGGCAGCCGCCUGGGGCAGCCCCCCACCCCCGCCUCCUCAGGUGCAGUCCCAGCUGACAUGCCUAGGUGCUGUUUGCUCACUGCCAGGAGUAAACGUUCUUUUGGAGACAAUAAAAUUGCUGGGGGCACAAGGUGCAGUGCAGGGCAGCAUUUAACCCUCACUGGGCUGGGUGCCGCGGGCUGGCUCCUCGUCCUGACUCCUGGGAAGCUAAGCCUUACAGAGGUCAGGGCGCUGGAGGGACGGGAGGCAAGGAGGGGCAGAGAGGGCCCUGUGCUUGCGGGUUCAGUCCCUGGUUCUGCCGCCGAGCGGCCGUGUGACUGAGCGAGCGCUCAACUGCUCUGAGCCUCAGUUUCCUCAGCUGCAAAGUUGCGGGGUGGGGUAACCUCAUAGUUUCUAUUGAGAGUCCCUUGGACUGCAAGGAGAUCCAACCAGUCCAUCCUCAAGGAAAUCAGCCCUGAAUAUUCAUUGGAAGGACUGAUGCUGAAGCUGAAGCUCCAGUACUUUGGCCAGCUGAUGUGAAGAGCUGACUCAUUGGUAAAGACCAUGAUGCUGGGGAAGAUUGAAGGUGGGAGGAGAAGGGGAUGACAGAGGAUGAGAUGGUGGGAUGGCAUCACCGACUCAAUGGACAUGAGUUUGAGCAAGCUCUGGGAGAUGGUGGAGGUCAGGGAAGCCUGGUGUGCUGCGGUUCAUGGGGUCACAAAGAGUCGGACACGACUGAGCGUCUGAACAACAACAACAAACGGCAAAAAAGCAGUCGAAGCACCUAGCCGGCCCUCAGGACACCCAAGCUGGAUGAAUAAACAUGAGGCGGGGUGUGAAAAGGCUGAGAGCCUUUGCCCAGGAGAGGGUUCCAUCUCCCCC
Messenger RNA from Dama dama (fallow deer), 6446 nucleotides. RefSeq names its product protein kinase C and casein kinase substrate in neurons 1 (gene PACSIN1). The transcript is spliced from 11 exons. Bases 275 to 1609 code for a protein of 444 amino acids. The record is from RefSeq and is a predicted model, not a curated record. Gene Ontology annotation, biological process: neuron development; actin filament organization; neuron projection morphogenesis. Gene Ontology annotation, molecular function: protein binding; phospholipid binding. NCBI's taxonomy places the organism in Eukaryota, Metazoa, Chordata, Mammalia, Artiodactyla, Cervidae. Gene Ontology annotation, cellular component: cytoplasm; endosome; plasma membrane.